Molecule: messenger RNA, 459 nt
Organism: Coffea eugenioides
Lineage: Eukaryota; Viridiplantae; Streptophyta; Magnoliopsida; Gentianales; Rubiaceae
Exons: 2
Coding region: 1-459 (152 amino acids)
Source: RefSeq, a predicted model, not a curated record
AUGAAGCACAAGCUGAAACAUUUCAUUUGGAAAUGUUUGCAUGGGGUGUUUCCAGUUAAUGCUGUGAUUCGAGAGCGAUGUUCCAAAGGCGAUCCCAUGUGUAAAUGCUGUGGGGAGAGCACAGAGACUAUAGAACACUGUUUGUUUCUAUGUGACCACUCCAAGGUGAUAUGGAAGGCUGCUCCACUGAACUGGGAUGGGCUGGAGUUGUUUUCAAACAGGUUCUGGCACUGGAAUGCAAGACAGUUUGAGGAAAGGAAUGGAGACCCAAGGGUAGCAGUGGAGAAAGCAUUGAGGGAGUGGAGGGAGUACCAGGAAGCUCAGGAUUGGGAAAAUGGAACAGAAGGAGAUCAUGCGAGGAAGGAUAAAGGCUCGACAGGUUGGAGGAAACCAAGGGUUGGUUGGGUUAAGAUGAAUUCAGAUGCUACGUUGCAUCUUAAAGCUGAUAGAGCUGGGUAG